Molecule: messenger RNA, 7223 nt
Organism: Artibeus jamaicensis (Jamaican fruit-eating bat)
Lineage: Eukaryota; Metazoa; Chordata; Mammalia; Chiroptera; Phyllostomidae
Gene: DAO
Product: D-amino acid oxidase
Exons: 12
Coding region: 3203-4246 (347 amino acids)
Molecular function (GO): D-amino-acid oxidase activity; FAD binding
Source: RefSeq, a predicted model, not a curated record
AAAGAGGAUCGUCUCCAGCUGGCCUGGGAGACAGGCCUCCUUGUGCCCAUCAGCCCUCCAAGAACCCCCGCCUGCCCCUCCCUCCAUUGAGGACUGUACACAGGGGCUCGGGAUCCGCCAGAAAAGUCAGGCAGCUUUUCAGGGACUGAGAGCGAGGGGAGGUGAGGUCUCCCAGCCUGGCCCAGGUUCAGCCCCUGUAGGCAGCACAGUGCCAAGCUGUGCCCUGUCUAGAACUCCAGACUUUGACCCUGAGCUCCAGUCCUGGCUGGCAGGCAGAGGGCUGAGGACGGGACGCCCCAGAACCAGGAGCCUGCCCUCGGGAGAUAGGACGCUGCACCCACGGCAGCUGCCUCUUUUCUCCAGAAGUUUGGCAUAUCAGGAGUUUCUGUGAAACAUAGGGGUUUCGCUUCACCUGCCUGACCUUCAGAUUGUUCACUUGUGACCCAGGCCAGCCUGGGCUCUGCUUCUCACCAGCUGGCUGGCUGAGCCUCAGUUGCCUUUUCUGGAAAAUGGGCAUCAUAACAACCCCGAGGGUUGGUAGAAAGUUACAGGAGAAGAACCCUACGAGUUGAAAGGAGCGGCUGUUGUCAUUGUUUAUCUUCACAUCUAGCUCUUUUCUGGACGUGGCUUCUUCCCAGCUUUCUUGGGGGCUUUUUAACCUCAAGACCGCACACAUCUUUUUUUCACAAGUGUGGGUCUUCAGCCGAGUCCUUUCUCUUCGUUGGGCCUCAGUUUCCCCACCUGCAUGGCGAUGCCUUGCUCACCUUUAGAAUUUUUUUUUUUAAUAAUAAAUUUUAUUUACUUACUUUUCAAGUACAUUUUUUUAUCUAUUUCUCCCAUCCCACCCCCCGCCCUGUCUCCCUCACCUUUAGAAUUUUUACACCUGCAGAAACGAGCCCCAUGCUGUGACUCGUCCCUCUAUCUUGCCAGCUGUUUCCAGAAGUGUCUCUGGGUCGUCCCUCACGCUGUUCUCUUGGGCAUGUGACACCAUCCCUAGCCUGGCUCCUUACCGGAGACGCGCCACGUGCCCACUCAGCUUCUGCCCAAAGCCUCUUUCUCUCUGCCCAGAGACCUCGUAAGCAGUUUCAAACACUCUCUUCUCUCACCUCACAUACUUUUGUUACAUAAACAGCUUUCUUUCACCCUUGAUCCUUUGGGUGGUGUGAGAGUGGAAACAACUGCGUCCCAGAAAAGCAGAGCUGGCCUCACUCCGCCUCCCUUCCUCCAGCUCUUGCUGUGACCUCUAAGUAACCUUGGCCUCUCCCAGCCUCAGCUGCCUCAUCUGUUAAACUGGGGAUGAUGGUGAUUGCUGGUUUAAUUUAUGAGCUCCCAAGCACCUUCAAGGAUUUUCUCUUUUGAUUCUCAUAAGAACCCCAUCCAAUCAUUCAUUCAUUCAUUCAUUCACUCACCUGUGAGUUGGUGCUAUGGGCCAGGUACUGUUUUAGGUCCUAGAGCAGUAGACAAAAGUCCCUGCUUUACCAGAGCUGAUAUUCUGGUGGGGGGAUAAAAAGCCAGGAGCUUUGUUAACCCUUAAAACUUUAUAGGAGAGGACACUGAGGCUUGGUUACAAUGAGCAACUCAUUCCAGUUUGUCGCGGAGUUGUCCUGGUUUUAGCACUCAGGGUCUACAUCCUGGGGACGCCCUCCGUCCAGGAAAUCAGGGAGGUCGGUCACCCUUGCUCAGUCAAAUGAAGUGUCUAGUCUGGGGUCACACGGUUGGUGUGUGCUUGGGCCAGCGGUGAACCUGGGUGGGUCUGACCCACAGCCUGGGCUGGUAUUGCCGCCUCCCCAAGCCAUGCCUCCUCCUGUAUUCAUUAUGGGGAAUUUGGAAAACACGGAAAGGCCCUCUAUUCCUGCCUUCUUACUGCUCAUGCACAGAAGUGCUGAGCUCUGUGGAGGUUACGCGAAGACAAGCAGAAGGCACAGACUGGGGAAGCCACUCAGCCAAGGUCACACAGUGAGCCGGCAGCCUGACUCUCCCUCCUUCCUCUCUUCUCCUCUACACCCGGCGUUCUUUUCUUUGCUCUGGUUACUCGUAUUCUCUAGAGGAGGAGGCUGAGGGAGGAGGCUGGGGGUCCCUGACCCCCCAACCAAGCCCAGGUUGGCAACUGGAAGAAAAAUCAUCCAAAGCAAUGACGCCUUUUUGUUUUGGGAUUUUAUCUUCCACUUGGCUGCUGAAACCCCAGAACAGUCCAGUUCUUGUGGGCUGGAGUCAUUUCCCGCUUCACAAAACGAGGCCGCGCUGAGAAUGCCCUGCCGUUCAGGGCCACGGGCCAGGAGCGAGGUCUGGAGGGGGAGACUUGUGAGUGAAGAGGAGGGAAAGUUGAAUUUGGCCCUUUUGGGCACAAAUGCCCCCUUGUUCUGCCUCAGCGGGAGCCGGAAGAAUAUUUCCCUGCUGUGGGGGCCCAAGCAGCUUCAAGGUCAAAAGCUGCUAGGCUUCCCAUACUCCCGAGAACCCAGGCAGCCCUGCCCCUGAGGGGGUGCGCCGGGACACCCGAGUUCUGAGGCCAGCCAUUGCAUCCUGUGCAUCUGAUGUUCUCACAGCUGCAUCCACUACCUGGCAGCCCGGCACACAGUAGGUGUGCAAUAAAUGCAUGUGAGUUUAUUCGAAUUGAAAUCAAAUCCCAGUGACACCACUCCUUGGCUCUGUGACCUCGGGUAAGUGACUUCACCUCUCUGAGCCUCAGUUUUCUCAUCUGUAAAGUGGAGCCAAUAACACUGCUCUACCUCGUAAGAACAUUAGGAGACUUAAAUGGAUUGAGGCGUGGGAAGCACUUGGCACUGAAGCUGGCUCACAGCAGGUGCUCCGCAAAUGUCCUAAGUCACUUCUUAGUGACUAGACCACUGUACUAGACCACAGGUGGCAGACACAAGGCCUGCGAACCGAAUCCACCCCUCCACCUUGUUUUAUCCAGCCUGACAUCUCAUUUCUACUUGGCAGCAUCGCUGAGCUCCUUUCCCCUAGUUAAGGAAUAGUUACAUUCCUACAGUCUUAAAGUUACAUCUGGCCCUUUGAAGGCAACUGUGAAGCUGAUGUGGCCACCCGUGAAAAUGAGUUUGACACCCUGUACGAGACCCUGGAUUAAGCUUUUUACAUUUGCCUUCGUGGUGAAUCUUUCAUCCACUCUCGGAGGCAUGAGUUGGCGUCCCCAUUUUCCAGAAGAAGUUGAGGCUUACGAAGCAUCCUGCCCAAGGCUGGCACAAUGCGCGUGGUCGUGAUCGGAGCAGGCGUCAUUGGGCUGUCCACCGCACUCUGCAUCCAUGAGCGCUACCACUCAGUCCUGCCGUCGCUGGACAUGAAGAUCUACGCAGACCGCUUCACACCACUCACCACCACCGACGUGGCUGCUGGCCUCUGGCAGCCCUACCUCUCCAACCCCGGCAGCCCACAGGAGGUGCACUGGAACCAGCAGACCUUCGACUAUCUCCUGAGCCAUGUCCACUCCCCCAAGGCCGCACGCAUGGGCCUGGCCCCAGUCUCCGGCUACAACCUCUUCCGCAGAGCUGUUCCGGACCCUUUCUGGAAGGACAUAGUGUUGGGAUUUCGGAAGCUGACCCACAGAGAGCUGGACAUGUUCCCUGAUUACAGCUAUGGCUGGUUCAACACAAGCCUAAUUCUGGAGGGGAGGAUGUACCUGCAGUGGCUGACUGAAAGGUUAACUGAGAGGGGAGUGAAGUUCUUCCAGCGGAAGGUGGAGUCUUUUGAGGAGGUGGCAAGAGGAGGCGCCGACGUGAUUAUCAACUGCACCGGUGUGUGGGCUGGGGCGCUGCAACCAGACCCCCUGCUGCAGCCAGGCCGGGGGCAGGUCAUUAAGGUGGACGCUCCUUGGGUGAAGCACUUCAUCCUCACCCAUGACCCAGACAGCGGCAUCUACAAGUCCCCGUACAUCAUCCCAGGGAUCCAGGCACUGACUCUUGGAGGCAUCUUCCAGCUGGGGAACUGGAGUGAGGUCAACGACGUUCAAGACCACAACACCAUUUGGGAAGGCUGCUGCAGACUGGAGCCCACGCUGAAGGAGGCCAAAAUUGUUGCUGAAUGCACUGGCUUCCGGCCAGUACGCCCCCAGAUUCAGCUAGAAAGGGAACAGCUUCGCUUCGGAUCUUCAAACACAGAGGUCAUUCACAACUAUGGCCACGGAGGGUACGGGCUCACCAUCCACUGGGGCUGUGCCCUGGAGGCGGCCAAGCUCUUUGGGAAGGUCCUAGAAGAGAGGAAGUUGCUCACGAUGCCACCCUCCCACCUCUGAAGAUGCCAGUGAUCACCGACCCCCACACAAGGACACCCUCAGCCAAUGAAUCAACGUGCUCCUCUCUAAACCAUCAUCUACUCCCCACCCCGCCCCUCCCUGGCUCCUGUCCACAAGAAGCCUGAAGUGAGAGGGAACCACAGGGUCAAUUUCUGGAGAUCUUCGGGCAUCUGGGAUCAGUGAUACCCUGCGUGCCGUGAAGGGGUCUCCACUGGUCCAUGCCGUUACUGUUCCCUCCUGUAUUGUUUCACCUGAUGGGUUCUUCAUGAAGUAUCUGCCAUGAUUUUGGCCAGCCCUGAGCUAAGUAGAGUGAGAGCCAAGACCUAAGUUAUAAUAAUAAUAAUAAUAAAUAAUAAUAAUAAUAAUAAUCCCAGCCCCUGUCUUAAUGAUGGUUUUUCAAUUUUACAAUGUUGCAAGAGCAACACAUAUGAUAAAUUAUAUGAGAUGUUCGACACUAUUAUAAAAUAGCCUUUGUCUUAGAUGAUUUUGCUCUACUGUAGGCCAACAGAAGUGUUCAGAGCAUGUUGAAGGUAGGCUAAGCCUCGCUGUGAUGUUCAGUAGACUAGAUGUAUUGUGUUUUGGGGUUAUGAUAUUUUUAACUUAUGCUAGGUUUAUUGGGACAUAAUCCCCUCAUAAGUCAAGGAGCACCUGUAAUUAGUGAUUAUAAUGAUCAUUAUAACUAAAGUUUGUUGUGUUCUAACAGGUACCAAGCUCUGUGUUAAACUCUUGCGCACAUCACGCAUUUAAUCCUCACAACCCCUCUGCCCCCCCCCACCAGUGACAUAGCUAUUAUUCCCAUUUCACAGGUGAGGAGACCAAGGCACAGGGAGGCCCUAUGAGGUCAACAGCAGGAAAGCCACAGAAUGGACACCCAGGGCCAGAAGUGAGAGGAUUUCGGUGCCCCACUUUCAACCCUUGCACAACACUGACUCCAGGGUGGGGUGGGGGUGGGGGAGGAGAGAGCUAACAGCCGGACUGCUUCCCAGCUCUCUUUGCCAACACGCUGAGAAGGAACUAGCUCCUCCCUCAGCACAGCUGAGACUAGGAGACUCAUGGGGCACAUGGGUGGGGUGGGGAGCACGUCCCCAGGCUGCGAGUAGAACACAACAUUUAAAUUUUUUAAAUUAAAGUUAUUUCUUCACCCAACCUAAAAAAUUCCCCAGGGAGAGCGACCCCUACCGGUCAAGGUUAGCUGUCAUCAGGACCCCUACAGGACUCAGAACCCAGUUCACUCAUACAAAUGGCUGGGGCGAGUCAAGUUCGCCUUUAGACCUAGAGUGACCCUCCUGUUCUUUCUGUAAGUGGUAAGGACCUCUUUGCAAUGUGGCUCCCAACCUGCUCUGAAGGUGGUCUGCCGCCGUGGGCUUAAGGGAUUCUCGACAGCUUGAUGAAUUUCGGAAAGAUUAUUUUUUCAUUGGAUUGUCUUGGCACUUCAAUCAAUCAGUCAUAAAUGCAUGGGUUAAUUUUGGGGUUCCAAUCCUCUUCAUCUACAUGCUAUCUAUGUGUAGUACCCCUUUGUCUCAGUUGCCGUGGCUUUGGAGUAAGUUUUAAAAUCGGCAAAGGUGCGUCCUCCAACUUUAUUCUUCUUUUUCAAGAUUAUACAUGGUUGUUUGUACUGGGGCUUGGUGGUUUUUGUUUUUGUUUUUGUUUUCUGCAAAUCUGGGUCUUUUGCAUUUCCAUAUGAAUUUUACAGUCAGCUUACCAAUUUCUGCAUGAAACGCCUGCUGGGAUUUCGGUAGGGAUUGCACUGAAUUUAUAGAUCAAUUUGGGGAGGGUUGGUUGAUUGCUUAACAGUUUUAAGUCUGCUGACCCAUCAUCCUGGAAUGUCGUUCCAUUUAUUUAGACCUCCAGUUUCUCUCAGCAAUGUUUUGUACUUUGUGAAAUCUUACUCCCCUCCUGUUAAAUUUAUUCCUAAGUUGUUUUUUUUUAUGCUAUUGUGAGUGGAAUUAUUCUUUCCCUGAUGGAUUUACAAAGGAUUCUGUUUUCUGGCACGGUAGGUGGGGGUAGGAGCCUUUGAAGUGGUUCCUCAUCAAAUAUUCUUGAUUAGCCAAAAAUGGUUAUAUAUGAUGUAUCUGGAUGUUCAAAUGUCAAAGAAUCCAAAUACAGUAAAGCACCACCAGUGACGCAAGUCUGACCGAAACCACUGAGUCUUUGAGGAAUCAGAAGAGGCCUCAGAAAGUUCUAGAGCUUCAGGGUUGGCAUCUUGUGUGUCUCCCACCAUGCUCCGCAGCCCUUCAUUAGCAUCCAUGUCACCAUGACCUGGUUAUGCCUGUAUCCGCCGCCACACUGUGAGCGCACGAAGACAAGGACCACGUCUCACUCCUGUUUUCAUCCUCAGUGUUGAGUGUCAUGCUCAGUUCAUGGUGGAGACUCCAUGCAUGCUGACCACAUGCUGCAACAUAGUCCACAAUAGUCACGAUGAACAGACUUGAGAGCUGGCACGUGUCGCUGUGAGUUCCAGACAUACCUGUCAUUGUGACACGGAGUUGAAAGAGCGGGCCAAAGGCACCAUGUUUGUACCUCUCAACCCCAUCCCCCUAACCCAUCUUCACUGGACCAGGACUAGGACUGACACUACUGUGGACCAAUCAGCUGCCUCCCCUGAGCAUUUGGAAGAAGGACAUAGAGCAUCCGAGUCAGCUUUGUUUGCAGAGCUGAGCCAUGGCGAGUGGAAGCCAUAUGUGCCAUUAGUCAUGUGCAGCCACCAUGGGGGCGCAGAAGAAAGCAGGGCUACAGGGAAGAGUGGAAGUGGGGUCACACGUCCAAAGAGAGGCUGUCUCAGACCCGGAGGGCUCCCAGGUUGUACUUUAUUUCUGAGAUCUUCUACCCUUUCAGAGGCUGCGAACUGGUAGCCCAUUCACCAAACCUGGCCUGCAAAUGCAUUUUAUUGGGCUCACACAUCAUUUACAUUUUUUUGAUCCAACAUACUAAAAUUUGGAGAUUUGUCAUAAAAAUCCAGAUGUCUGUCUUGAAGAUU